GCUGCAAUGUCUCUGGCAGGAGAAGUAUGUGUGGUGACAGGAGCGUGUGGGUUUCUGGGAGAAAAGCUGGUCAGACUGUUGCUGGAGGAGGAAAAGCUUGCUGAAAUCCGACUGCUGGACAGAAACAUGCGAUCUGAGCUAAUACAGUCUCUUGACGAUUGCAGAGGAGAUACUAAACUGAGUGUGUUUGAGGGAGACAUCAGGGAGUGUGAGCUGUUGAGAAGAGCCUGCAGGGGAGCAGCACUUGUUUUUCACACUGCAUCUCUCAUCGAUGUCACUGGAGCAAUCGAGUACAGUGAAUUAUAUGGUGUCAAUGUUAAAGGAACACAACUACUGAUUGAGACAUGCAUACAGGAGAAUAUGGCCUCCUUCAUUUACACAAGCAGCAUUGAGGUUGCUGGUCCAAAUCCUUGCGGUGAUCCAAUCAUCAACGGCAAUGAGGACACGCCUUACACCUCAAGUCUUAAGUUUAACUACAGCAAAACCAAAGAUGAGGCUGAACAGAUUUGCCUUCAGGCUAAUGGAGAGAUUCUGCGCAACGGAGGCCAGCUGGCUACCUGUGCAUUAAGACCCAUGUACAUCUUCGGAGAGGGUUGUCGUUUUACAUUAGGUCACAUGAGAGAUGGAAUCCGUAAUGGAAACUUGCUGCUUAGAACCUCAAGUCGUGAGGCAAAAGUGAAUCCUGUAUAUGUGGGAAAUGUAGCUCUUGCACAUCUACAAGCUGCGCGAGCCCUCAGAGAUCACCAAAAGAGAGCAGUGAUGGGUGGAAACUUCUACUACAUCUCAGAUGACACCCCACCUGUCAGCUACUCGGACUUUAACUACGCUGUUCUUUCAACUUUAGGCUUUGGGAUGCAAGAGAGACAUAUUUUGCCCCUCCCCCUUCUCUAUCUGCUGUCAUACUUCAUGGAAUUCCUGCAUAUUGUGCUCCACCCCUUUCUGAGAUUUACCCCACCCAUAAAUCGACAGCUAUUGACCAUGUUAAACACACCCUUUAGUUUCUCAUAUCAAAAGGCCCACAGAGAUUUUGGAUAUAGCCCUCGCUAUGACUGGGAAGAGGCACGCAGGCGCACUACUGAUUGGCUAGCGUCUGUCUUGCCUAUAGAGAGACAAAGAUUGAACUCGAAAUAAGCAUUUAUGUUUGUCAUGUUUAUCAUUAUUGUGCUUCCUGUAUUUUUCACCGUGACACCAUG
This is a messenger RNA of Triplophysa rosa, 1193 nucleotides long. RefSeq names its product hydroxy-delta-5-steroid dehydrogenase, 3 beta- and steroid delta-isomerase 1 (gene hsd3b1). Gene Ontology annotation, molecular function: 3-beta-hydroxy-Delta5-steroid dehydrogenase (NAD+) activity. NCBI's taxonomy places the organism in Eukaryota, Metazoa, Chordata, Actinopteri, Cypriniformes, Nemacheilidae. The record is from RefSeq and is a predicted model, not a curated record. Bases 7 to 1131 code for a protein of 374 amino acids. Gene Ontology annotation, biological process: steroid biosynthetic process. The transcript has 3 exons.